Molecule: messenger RNA, 9343 nt
Organism: Bufo gargarizans (Asiatic toad)
Lineage: Eukaryota; Metazoa; Chordata; Amphibia; Anura; Bufonidae
Gene: PC
Product: pyruvate carboxylase
Exons: 21
Coding region: 101-3628 (1175 amino acids)
Biological process (GO): pyruvate metabolic process; gluconeogenesis
Cellular component (GO): cytoplasm
Molecular function (GO): metal ion binding; ATP binding; pyruvate carboxylase activity
Source: RefSeq, a predicted model, not a curated record
AGAUUAUAUUGUUAGGUAAUCAGGGGAGUGGCUGAAUCAUAGCGUUUCUUGCUGCAAAUCCCAUGAAUUAGAGACACGGUGACAAUUGUGCAGUGUUAAGAUGCUGCGGUGUGUGAAGGGAGGCUUACGCUUCCUCUCUGUUCAACGUGUCUCAGUGCUGAACACAGCCUUCCAGAGCAGCCAGCAUGUGGAGUACAAGCCCAUCAAGAAAGUUCUGGUGGCCAACCGAGGUGAGAUUGCCACCCGAGUAUUCCGGGCGUGCACAGAGCUCGGCAUCAGGACAGUGGCCGUCUAUUCUGAGCAAGACACUGGGCAGGUGCACAGACAGAAGGCGGAUGAGGCCUACCUCAUAGGGAAGGGAUUACCCCCGGUCCAGGCCUACCUACACAUUCCUGACAUCAUAAAGGUGGCUAAGGAGAAUGAAGUGGACGCAGUUCACCCUGGCUAUGGCUUCCUGUCAGAGCGUUCGGAUUUUGCACAGGCCUGUAACGAUGCUGGUGUGCGAUUCAUUGGGCCCAGUCCUGAGGUGGUACGUAAGAUGGGAGACAAGGUGGAGGCCCGCGCUAUCGCAGUCGGUGCUGGUGUUCCCGUUGUUCCAGGCACAGAUUCUCCUAUAACUUGUGUAACAGAAGCCAAGGAAUUCUCAAACAAAUAUGGCUUCCCCAUAAUCUUCAAGGCUGCCUACGGAGGUGGUGGACGAGGCAUGAGAGUGGUGCGGAGUUAUGAGGAGCUGGACGAGAAUUAUACCCGGGCAUAUUCCGAGGCCCUGUCUGCUUUUGGAAACGGAGCUCUGUUUGUGGAGAAGUUCAUUGAGAAGCCACGUCACAUAGAGGUCCAGAUACUUGGUGACAAACAUGGCAAUGUGAUACAUCUUUAUGAGCGAGAUUGCUCCAUCCAGAGACGUCAUCAGAAGGUGGUGGAAAUAGCACCAGCUGCUCAGCUAGACCCACAGCUACGAGACCGACUGACCCAUGAUUCUGUGAAGCUUGCAAAGCAGGUUGGCUAUGAAAAUGCAGGUACCGUCGAGUUCCUUGUGGACAAACAUGGCAGACAUUACUUCAUAGAGGUCAACUCUCGGCUGCAGGUGGAGCACACCGUGACCGAGGAGAUAACAGACGUUGACUUGGUUCAUGCUCAGAUCCACAUUGCAGAGGGAAAAAGCUUGCCUGAGCUUGGCCUGAAGCAGGAAAAUAUCCGAAUCAAUGGCUGCGCCAUACAGUGUAGAGUCACUACUGAAGAUCCUGCCCGUGGAUUCCAGCCUGACACUGGCAGAAUUGAGGUCUUCCGGAGCGGCGAGGGUAUGGGCAUCCGAUUGGACAGUGCAUCGGCCUUCCAAGGAGCUGUGAUAUCCCCGCACUAUGACUCUCUUCUUGUCAAGGUCAUUGCACACGGGAAAGAUCACCAAGUGGCAGCGACCAAAAUGAGCAGAGCACUGGCAGAGUUCCGAAUCCGUGGAGUGAAGACCAAUAUCCCUUUCUUGCAAAACGUCUUGAAUAAUCAUCAGUUUCUCCAUGGAACAGUGGACACCCAGUUUAUCGAUGAAAAUCCUGACCUCAUCAACCUGCGACCGGUUCAGAACAGAGCACAGAAGCUCCUUCAUUAUCUAGGUCACGUGAUGGUGAACGGACCAACUACACCCAUUCCGGUUAAAGCCAAGCCAUCAGCUAUAGAUCCUGUCGUACCACCUAUUUCAAUGAAUGAGCCACCUCCAGGAUUUAGAGAUGUUCUUCUUCGCGAGGGUCCAGAAGGCUUUGCAAAGGCCGUCCGCAACCACCAAGGAAUGCUGCUUAUGGACACCACUUUUCGAGAUGCCCACCAGUCACUACUAGCUACACGUGUCCGAACCCAUGACCUUAAGAAGAUCUCUCCAUUUGUCUCGCACAAUUUUAACAAUCUGUUCAGUUUGGAAAAUUGGGGAGGUGCAACUUUUGACGUUGCUAUGCGAUUCCUUUAUGAAUGCCCUUGGAGACGACUACAAGAAUUAAGGGAGCUCAUCCCUAACAUACCCUUCCAAAUGCUUCUCAGAGGUGCAAAUGCUGUGGGAUACACCAACUACCCUGAUAAUGCCGUUUUCAAGUUUUGUGAAGUGGCGAAAGAGAAUGGAAUGGAUAUCUUCAGGGUGUUUGACUCUCUGAAUUAUCUACCUAAUAUGAUUUUGGGUAUGGAAGCAGCAGGCCAAGCUGGUGGGGUCGUAGAAGCUGCCAUCUCAUAUACUGGGGAUGUGGCAGACCCUACUCGCACCAAGUACACAUUGGAUUACUACGUAAAUCUGGCUGAAGAGCUUGUCAAAGCUGGAACACACAUCUUGUGCAUAAAGGACAUGGCAGGACUGUUGAAACCCAAAUCUUCAGAUAUGCUGAUUCGAGCUCUCAGAGACAAAUUUCCCGACACCCCAAUUCAUGUGCAUACCCAUGACACAGCCGGUGCCGGGGUGGCUUCUAUGCUGGCAUGUGCACAAGCUGGAGCUGACAUUGUGGACGUAGCGGCUGACUCCAUGUCUGGAAUGACUUCUCAGCCUAGUAUGGGGGCUUUGGUGGCAUGUGCAAAGGGCACAGACCUGGACACAGGAAUCCAGCUAGAGAAGGUUUUUGACUACAGCGAGUAUUGGGAAGUAGCUAGAGGUCUCUAUGCUGCCUUUGACUGUACAGCAACCAUGAAAUCUGGAAACGCGGAUGUCUACGAUAAUGAGAUCCCUGGAGGCCAAUACACCAACCUUCAUUUCCAGGCUCACAGUAUGGGGCUGGGGAACAAGUUCAAGGAGGUGAAGAAGGCCUAUACUGAGGCCAACAAACUUCUGGGAGAUGUUAUCAAGGUAACACCUUCCUCCAAGAUUGUGGGAGACUUGGCCCAGUUUAUGGUACACAAUGGCUUGUCACGUGAAGAGGUUGAAACAAUGGCAGAUGAACUCUCCUUCCCGCUCUCGGUGGUGGAAUACCUGCAAGGUUUUGUUGGAAUUCCUUAUGGUGGUUUCCCAGAGCCAUUUCGCUCAAAGGUUCUGAAAGACCUACCACGCAUUGAAGGUAGACCUGGAGCCACAUUGCCGGCAAUGGAUUUUACAAAACUGGAAGAAGGGUUGAAGAGCAAAUAUGAUGAUAUCACUCCGGAGGAUGUUAUGUCUGCUGCUAUGUAUCCCAAAGUAUUUGAGGAGUACAAAGACUUUAGUACUCAGUUUGGUCCAGUUGAAUGUCUCAAUACUCGCCUCUUCUUGGAGGGACCUAAAAUAGCUGAGGAAUUUGAGGUGGAACUGGAAAGAGGGAAGACACUACACAUCAAAGCCCUUGCUCUAGGGGAUCUGAACAAGGCUGGUCAAAGGGAAGUCUUCUUUGAGCUCAAUGGUCAACUUCGAUCCCUCCUUGUUAAAGAUACUCAGGCCAUGAAGGAAAUGCACUUCCACCCCAAGGCCCUGAAGGACGUAAAAGGUCAGAUUGGAGCCCCCAUGCCAGGAAAAGUGAUUGACAUUAAGGUGAAAGAAGGGGAUAAAAUUGAGAAGGGACAGCCUCUCUGUGUACUGAGUGCCAUGAAGAUGGAGACCUUGGUGAAUUCUCCAGUCUCUGGAACAAUCAAGAAGAUCUACGUGAAACUCGACAUGCAUCUGGAAGGAGAAGAUCUUGUACUAGAAAUAGAAUAAAUUGAAAUUAAAAUGGAAUAGUUGUGCCGGGGAAGGGGAUUAGUGAGUUGCCUAGGUUUCUGUUCCCUCUUGUAAGAUUGAGAGGGUGCUGUAUACUCAUCUCCCCAUGCCUGCUGACAGUGUGUCUGAUCUAUGUAAAUGAAAUGCUUUACAUGCGGGUUUAGGGACCUAAAUUGAUAUCUGGAUUAUUUUCACUUUGCUGGUUGAAAAAAAAAAUUUGCUAAAUAACACACACAAAUGCUUUUUCCUGAGCUUUCAGGCGAACAUUAGGGAAAGUGUUUGCCAAUCUGUGCUCUUGUCUAGGUGCAGAGAAAUUGCUCCGCUGGAGAUUGCUUGCCAUUUGAAAGGGAGUCAGAUGUUUCACAUAAAAUAUAAAUCUCUCCGAUUUCUUUUAAGUGCCAAACAGCAAAUCGCUGAGCUUGCAACUACCACUUGUGCUCCAUCCAGUUCCUGAAUGAAUAGGGAUUGGAUAUGUAUGAGACUCCCUGCAUGUUCGAUAUAUGCCAAUUGCAUACAGUGAUUGGCAGUGUGUAGCUGCUGAAGCUGUGACUGCAUUUAGCGAUGACGCACAUAACUCCUGAUCACUGCUUUCUUACUAACCGAUGCAUUCCUUUCCAUCAUCUCGUAGCUUUCAGCACCAUGGACAGAGGUGCAACCGCCUGCUACUGUUCUACUGUGCACAAAACAUUGCAUCAAAACUACUUCUCCUGUAAGGCAGAUGUGAGGUGGAGCAAACGGCAACAAGAAGUAGAAAAAGAAUGUCUCGGAGCGGAAAAGUCACUUUGUUUUACCAUUGCAUGCAAUGUCCACUGUAUGUCCAUACUCCUUCUUCCGUCUUACGAACUCCGGAAACAAAGCAUAACACCAGCAGGUUUUCUUAGCCUCUGGGCACAGAUCUUCUCAGCAUUCAGACUCCAUUAGUCCCCACGCUCCAUGAAAGCCGAAAGACCAGGGGAGAGAAGGACAAAAAAGAUUACUCGAUAGGAUCCGUAUUACAAUAAAAGUUCCAAGAUAUCGCCUUGUUCCAUUACACAUCAGUAAAGGAACCCUGGGAGCUCAUCUACAUUCAGGUUUUACCUUUUUGGCUUAAUCAGGAACUGAACUCCAAGGAAUCAGAGUGAAUAAAUUGGAGUUUGGUCCCUGAAGAAGCUCUAAAGGUGAAACCUGGUCGGGCGUGGGCCCCGGGCUUGUUUUAUUGAUGUGUAAUGGAACAAGGUGAUAUCCUGUAAAGUUUACAGAAUUGGAUCCCAUUCAGUAGUCCUUUUUGUCCUUCUCUCUCUUGUCCUGGCUGUCUAUCUGCUUCCAUGGGUGACUAAUGGAGCCUAAACGCUGAGAUCAUCUGUGCCCAGAGGCUGAAAGAAGCUGCAGUGGAAGUUUUAUGGUAUAAGAAGAAGUGGGCCCAGUCUGUGAAGGCCCUAAAACAGGUGGAGAAGUGUGGACAUAUUGUGGACAAUCUGGUCCAUAUUGUGGACAACUCUUCAGCAUCGGGACAUUGUUUUCUAUUUCUGUUACAUAUCCUCUUACUGCAAUAUACAUAUAAAAGGGGACUCUUUUUUUCUUUAAAAUAGUAAUGUUUACUUUGUUUCCCGUGAUUUUGGUUUAGCGUUUCAUGAUACUAUGCAAUUAAUUUGGAAUAUUUUAAGCUGCAGAGUUUCUUAAAAGUGUUUUUGCCUAUGUUCUUUUGAGAGCAUUUUACAUUAUUUUGCAUUUCCUAUAUUAUGAUUUUUUUAUUACUUUGUACCUUCACAGCCACACUUAUUCUGUCUAUAGGUUGCUGAUUGUUGCCUUCCAGACCCCGGAUUAUAUUUGUAGCAAUGGUAUUUUUAGUCUAUAUGUUCAUUUUUUUAAGGCUGGUAACACUGUAAAUGAAUCAUACCCUCAUAUAGUAGGCAAAAAUGGUGCAUACGGAAUGACCUGGAUUACUGGGACUUGUAACUGGGAAAAAAACGUAAUUCCUAAUCCUUAUAUGUGACCUAUCAUCAGGAUGUGGUGUAUUCUGUUGUUGGAAUGUCAGGUUAUUUUUCCACUGGUUCUGCAUAGUAUUCUUCCGCGGUGCAUAAUCAGGACUGCAGCUCAUGCACUAUGAAGCAAAUUCGCUUUUGCUUAUACAAUUACAGUUGUCAGCAUCAAGAUGGCUGCCUUAACACUACGAAAUCUCAUCAAAGACGCCUCUGAGAGCACAGCCUGUAAAGAGCAGUUUGUAAACCAUGUGGCAGGUGCUGAGGUUGUCAAGGAAUAGUAACUCGUAUGCUCGAGUAACUUUAUAGACAAAAUUUGUCUCUGGAGGAUAUAUGAAGAGUUUGGGUAACGACAUACGUUUGCUGUAUUCUCUGCUUUCAGUCUAUAAAAGACAUCAAAAUGAAAUAGAGGAAAUAAAAUGUUUGCAUAACCAACACUGCUAUAUAGUGCACAUACCCGACGGGUGAGAUCGUACGUCCCUAAUUUCUGUGGUCGUUAGAGAGGGAAUGGCAGAGGUGGAUCACUUCCAGUAUUGUUACAUGGAGGAUUGCAGCUGCACACAGUUAUAACUAUAAUCAUGAGAGUACAUGGCGGUGCACAUAGAAGGCUGGGAUAUUCAUUUAGGUAGGGGGGGAGCUAUGCAUUUAAAGGCACGUGUGAAAAACCUGAGCACUUUUAUUGACACUGUAUUAGGCAAGCACAGCUUAAAGGGGUUAUCCAGCAAUUUGAUAUUGAUAACCAGGGUAGGUCACCAAUAUCAGAUCAGCUGAGGUCGGAAUCCCGUAACUUCUCAUAGGCCAGUGACAUCUCUGUACAUCAAUCAAGUGAAUGGAUCCGAGCUGCAAUACCAAGUACAGCCACUAUAAUAUGUAUGGCACUGUGCUCCAACUCCUCUGAGCAUAGCAGCCAUUUCAGACAGCUGAUUGGCAGGGGUUUCGGGAGUCAGACCGCCACCAAUCUGAUAUUGAUGGCCUAUCCCGAGGUCAUAAAUAUUAAUGGUGGACAUUAUAAGCCAUACUAGUUUAGAUGUGAAUCCAGCUGUGAAAUGAGCUAGUAAAUCACCAACUAGCCAGCUGCACCAUCUCUGUCUGUGUGCCUGCCUCUCAGCAGCAGACCUUGCCUCCUUCUCCAGAGACAUCUGGGUUGUAAUCUGAUUCUUCUGAACCUCUUCAUUGAAGACAGAUUCGAGCAAUUGAGAAUGAGGUGUGGGGGAUGCAUUUUUCUGUGAUAAGAUACAUUACAAAGUUUCUUAUAUUUCCUGUACUAUUCAAUAAUGUGAUCCAAACAUUUUACAAAGUUUCUUAUAUUUCCUGUACUAUUCAAUCAUGUGAUCCAAACAUAUAGUAGAUGAAAACAAAUAGCAUCAAGAACCAGAAUUACUGUAGCCUAACUUCCCUGCCCUUCAGCAGUAUAAAUACUACAUUUUAAUUUAGGACAGCAGCUGUGCAUUGUGGGUAAAUCAUAGGCAUUUAGGGAUUGCCAGCUGCUUGCUUGGACUACCCCUGGUCUUGAGUGCCCUUGGGCUCUGCCUAUUUUAAGAUUUUUACCAUCUAACCUCCCUUGCCUAGUUAAGAAUUUAUAAAGACUGAGCUGUAAGACGCUAUGUGAUGUGUUCUACAUUAAGAUUCUCAGUCCUGUACCCUCUUUUCACCUUCACUUUUUUUUCUCAUGUAGCAACAUUUGCUGAUACGUAGAGCACUCAUCGCCAACACCUCUUUCGCCACGUUAACUCUUCCCUAGCAGGAGCGUGUGCAGUAGAAGUUGACGUACAUACAUGUGCUCAGCGGUUGUCCUUUUUUCACAUGAAUCUCCGAUAUCUGAGCUCUGCUCACACAGAGGGAGCACUUUGUAACUCAGUAAGUGUAUCCAGGUGCUUUGUUAAAAAUGUGUUUGCCGAGGACGUUGCUAAAUGUUCAGCAUUGCAAUAGUUUCCCCUCCAAUAAUGCCGUGUACUCGGCGCCUCUAAUUAGGAGGCUGUUUUACCUUACGUAGCUGUCAGACUGGAUGAUCUCUUGGUAUGAUUCUUAUAGGUCUGGAUAAGUGAAUAGGUAAAGGUUUCCGAAGGGCUAUUUGCAUUUCCAUUUACUGUGCCAUGAUGAUCCGUUUGCAGAUACACUUUGUGCAAAGAGCCUGUGGGCAAUACAUAGCACGUUGUGAGCGCUCUGACCUUUUAAUAACUAGAAUACAAUGAACUGUGUGUGAACCCAGUCGGGCCAUAUAGUAAUAAAUGUGAGCUGAUGUGCGGCUGGUAUCAUGGAUGGCUACUAUGGAGUCAGUGGAAGCAGAAUGUGGUGGAUCACAUCUUUCCAAAAUUGUAAUGUUACAGAUCUAUUCUAGCUCUCCUCAAUGAAGUGUUAGGCCUGUACGUAACGCACACUUUCCAUAUCGCUCACCUCCUGGUGGAUUUUUCGUGCUGGGGAUCUUUUAGUUCUAGCAUUUUCUUGAGCACAAAAUGUUUUUACCUUUAAUAAAUGAGCAGCUUCUUAUCUGCUUAGUCUAUGCAGAAACGUACUCCGCACUUGCACAGAGAUUUAGUAUCGAAUACAAGCACCCAAGCUGUCGUACAGAAGAGAUUCUGGGGGUAGCAAUACAGAUGGUUUUUUGUGCAUUUAUACAUGUGCUUGCUUUUUUACAUGUAUUCAUUUAAAGUCACAGCAGCAAUGGUUUUAAUAUAUUGUUCGUGUGCCCAUCAGGCACCUUUUAACCACUGUCCACAAAGGUUUAAUAGGACUAGGGGGGAGAUUAAUGACAGACCGGUGUUUUACACAGGCCUAUGAUAUCUCCUGCACUGCCAGAAGAUGCGACUAAUAUAUGACGAGGCACAGGCCUCUUCAACAGUUAUUGGGCACCUCCAGCUGUCCGUGCACCAGACUGAAGCUAAGAGCUGCCGUACAUUUCUGUCCUUAUUUGCACCUGAAAACAGGCACAAAUGAAGAUAAAUUGGGUGGACCUGCUGGCCCACGCCAUGGCCCGUUUUCAGAAAGAGGCAAAGACGGUGUAGAAACACCACUUGCAACAAAAUUUGAGGAACAUGGUUUACGACUUUUUCUGGCGCAGGGAGAUGAAAAAUCUCCCCCUUGGUGUUUACACUGGCUAUGUUUUCAGGCUCAUCCACAAGCUGGGUGCACAAUACCUUUUAGUCAUGCUCGUCCCACUUUAUGUAUCCCAGUAUUUUAUGUUGUACAGUCACAUUGGGUGCCCUAAUUAUAAUACGUGUUGACUGUUCUGUCCAGUUGUGGCACAUGCUUCAAGCCAACACUUAAGCCACGUUAUUAUUCAUUGCUGGGCACCUAGAGCACAUAUCUUACCAGUUUAUAAUGGACUCUGGCGACAUUGUGGGUGAUCACAUUGGGUGGGAUUCUCUCCGUAGAGGCUGGGUUCUUAUUGUGCUUUUAGUCAAUGUAGUAGAACAGUAAUGGAGACUUCGUCCCCUUCUCUCCACUCCAUAUCUUAGGUUAUAAAGGCUGCUUUGUGAGUCUAGUAACAUUUAAAAAUAAGUAGCGAUUAUGGUGAAGAUUGUAACCCCCAAAUCAUUGUUAACUGUGGACCAUUAACUUUUGUUUUCUAUUACAUUGUUUACAUCGCGAACUAACUGGAUAAUUUCCUUGAUUGUCUAAUGCCAAGGAAGUAACAAAGAGAAUUAAUUUGUAAAAUGUCUUAAAUGUACAGGUUGAAUUUUGCCUUUGGACGCCUUGUUGUGUGUGUGACUUACCCUCAUGUUUAUCCAUUGGAAAUAAAGCUGAAAUUAUUAUAUUA